GUCUCAUGCCGGCCUCACCUCUCCACUCCUGAGUGCCUGUUCAAAGAGGCAGAGAUGACACCCCAGAACCUCCUCCCCUCAGCCUCAUUACGCAACGUGACCCGAGGAUAACCAUCAAUCCCCCCCGAGCGGCGCUCGUAAGACCGACACACUACCCAGACACAGAGCCCCCCCCCCCCCCCCCCCCCCCCCGGCUUCAGGCAGCAUGGGAGACGGGAAGCUGGGUCUGUCUGAGCGCCAGCUGAGUUCACCCAGCUGCAGCAAUACAGCGAGUGUGAGUACCCACGUGUUGUGUGUGUGUGUGUGUGUGUGUGUGUGUGUGUGUAUUCAUGCUAUAGCCAAAGUGUUUAUGCAAAUCAAUUACAAAAGACUUUCAAGUAGGUUUUCAGUCCCAGAAGCACACGUGUCAUUAAUAAGACAGACGAAGCACGACUCAACACAUUAAUUGAUAAAACAUUAAUUUUAGUUGCAAUUGUAAAGAUAGCGGGGUGUCUUUGUGUUUUUAAGUCAUAUACAUUACACGCUAUCGUUUCCCAUUUUGUUUACGCACUGAUGAUAGAAAACAACUAAUGGAGCAGGGUUUCAUCCGGAAUAUUUGGCAUCAUAUUUUUUUAUUAUUAUUUGAUGACACCUAUUAGCCCGCCGGGCGAGCUACUCAGUUAAAGGUGAAAUCCCUGUUUUAUAGACCCGGGUGAGGUCAAACCACAGCAGCUCACACAGGAUGGUCACUAUGAUUGAGUAAAGUGGUGACUGUGUGUGUAGGUGUGUGUGUGUGGAUGUUGGUGUGUGUAGGUGUGUGUGUGUGGAUGUUGUCUUGUGUAUGCAAAUGAUGUUGUUGCUUCACGCAUUGACUUUGUAUUGUUCUCAUUGCAAAUGUUGCCCAACACCUGAGCGAUUGGCUGGAAGAGGAGAACAUGACGUGUUGUUGUGGGACAGGAAGUAGAGAGUUUACUCUGUGGAGGAGAAGAUCUUUGUUGUAGUCGUCUCUCUUUUUGGUUGUGUCCUUUGCCUCCGAGACAUCAAACGAUUGGCCGGCCUCCUCGUUCACGCCGCCGCGGCCGCUGGCUUUCGGUUUACGAGGACACGGUAAUGGGAAACGUAAUAAAUGUGCACGCCGUGGGGAAGGCCGUCGCUUUGAGUGAUGUGAGGAGUGGGAGGGCUCGUGUGCGUGUCACCGGCCAAUGAAUCAAGGAGCUAAUGAAGGACGCGAUGCGCUCGUCUCUGGAGGCGGAGCCAUGCGAGGACUCCACAAAGAAGCUGAAGGAUGUGCUGGAGGAGUUUCACGGUGAAGGAGUUCUCUCCAAAUACAAUCCAGAGCAGCCCAUUGAUUAUGAGGGCUUCCAGCUCUUCAUGGCCACUUACCUGGAGAAUGACAUCCCAGAGGAGCUGUGUCAGCACCUCUUCACCUCCUUCAAGAGCAAGACGGGAGGAUGCUCCCCCGAUCCGUCCCGUGCGGGAACCAGCUUGCUGGAAGCCUGUUCCAUUGACGCAGGCAUCUCCAUUCAGACCGAAGUGGCCUGUGCCCCCAUUACAGGGGUGAAUGGGAAAAGCAUCCUGUCUGCAAUGGGCCGGCACACACCGGAGCUCUCCGGCGUGAUGUGCGCGGCGGCCUCCGCCUCCCCGUGUUCGUCUCGCUCCUCCUCGCAGCGCUCGGGGACGGGGGUCCACACGCCUGGGGGGCCCCACCGAUCACCCUGCACCCAGGUCAAACCCUCAGAGGGGAGCAGCAAUGCCCUGACCCCCAACGCCGGCCCCGCCAGGUCGCCGGUGUCCCCCAAACUUUCCCCAGAGAGGAGCCGCUCCGAGAGGCACCUGUCGCUGCGGAGGAGGAGCCCGUCGCCCCAGAAAGGGGCCCCCCCCACCUCGCCCCAGGUGGUCUUCCUCAAGGACAUCGUCUGCUACCUUUCCCUGCUGGAGAGGGGGACGCCGGAGGACAAGCUGGAGUUCAUGUUCCGGCUGUACGACACAGACGGCAACGGGGUUCUGGACAGCUCGGAGCUGGAUCGCAUCAUCAAUCAGAUGGUGCAUGUGGCAGAAUAUCUGGAGUGGGAUUCAACUGAACUGCGACCGAUACUGAAGGAAAUGAUGGAAGAGAUCGAUUAUGACCGAGACGGGACGGUCACACUGGAGGAGUGGAUCAGAGGAGGCCUCACCACCAUCCCCUUACUGGUCCUGCUGGGCAUGGAAACGGAUGUGCAGGAGGACGGGCAGCAUGUGUGGCGUCUGAAGCACUUCAACAAACCGGCCUACUGUAACUUCUGCCACACCAUGCUGCUCGGAGUACGCAAGCAGGGCCUGUGCUGCUCAUUAUGCAAGUACACCGUGCACGAGCGCUGCGUGUCCAAAGACAUCGCCGCCUGCAUCAGCACCUACGCCAAGUCACGGAGACACACCAACGCCAUGCAGCACGUUUGGAUGGAGGGAAACUCUCCGGCCAAGUGCGACCGCUGCCACAGGAGCAUCAAGUGCUACCAGGGCCUGACGGGCCUGCACUGCGUCUGGUGUCAGAUCUCGCUCCACAACAAGUGUGCGUCUAACGUGAAGCCGGAGUGUGACGGAGGAGCCCUGAGGGACCACACUCUGUUGCCCUCCUACAUCUGCCCCGUCGUCUUGGAUCGUCACUCCGUGGUGAAGCGUGGCGAGGGCGAGUCGCCGCCCAGCACCAGCCCCGACGACAUCAGUCAGACUUUCAAAUUCUCCCCCGGAGACGGACAAGCGCUGCAGGUCACCCCUCUCCCGGGCACUCACCCACUCCUGGUCCUGGUCAAUCCCAAGAGUGGAGGGAGACAGGGGGAGCGGGUGCUGAGGAAGUUCAGGUACCUGCUGAACCCCAGGCAGGUGUACAGUUUGGAGCAAGGGGGCCCGAUGGUGGGGCUCAACUUUUUCCACGACGUGCCUGAUUUCCGGGUGCUGGCUUGCGGAGGUGACGGCACCGUGGGCUGGAUCCUGGACUGCAUAGAUAAGGCCAACUUCGCCCGGCGCCCCCCUGUGGCCAUCCUGCCCCUCGGCACGGGGAACGACCUGGCCCGCUGCCUCCGCUGGGGGGGAGGUUACGACGGCGGCAGCCUGCUGAAGUUCCUCCGGGACAUCGAACACAGCGCCGAGGUGGUGCUGGACCGCUGGAACAUCGACAUCGUGCCCGACGACAAGGAGGAGAAGGGGGACCCCGUCCCCUACAGCAUCGUCAACAACUACUUCUCCAUCGGAGUGGACGCCUCCAUCGCCCAUCGCUUCCACCUGAUGCGGGAGAAGCACCCCGAGAAGUUCAACAGCAGGAUGAAGAACAAGCUCUGGUACUUUGAGUUCGGCACCACGGAGACCAUCUCGGCCACCUGCAAGAAGCUCAACGAAUGCAUCGAAGUGGAGUGCGACGGGAUCAUCAUGGACCUCAGCAACACCUCCUUGGAGGGCAUCGCCGUGCUCAACAUUCCCAGCAUGCACGGCGGCUCCAACCUGUGGGGCGAGUCGAAGAAGCGGAGGAACUACAACCGCAUGAGCAAGAAGGUUCCCGACAGGAUGGCGGCCGGCACCGUCACGGACGCCAAAGAGCUCAAGUUCUGCAUGCAAGACUUCAGUGACCAGCUGGUGGAGGUGGUUGGCCUCGAAGGGGCGAUAGAGAUGGGUCAGAUCUACACCGGGCUGAAGAGUGCCGGGCGCAGACUGGCCCAGUGUGCCAACGUCACCAUCAGGACGUCCCGGCGGCUGCCGAUGCAGAUCGACGGCGAGCCCUGGAUGCAGCCGCCCUGCACGAUCAGGAUCACACACAUGAACCAGGUCCCCAUCCUACUGGGCCCGCCUCAGAAGACGCCGUUCUUCUUCUUCAAGAAGCGCAACCGGAGCCGCGACUAGGACACGUGCACACACACAGAACGACACACACACACACACACAUGCACAGUACAUAUAUACACACACACACACACACACACACACACACACAUGCCGCCCACUGUACAGGCAGCUCCAUCAGACGACUGGCACCCGCUGUUUGGAGUUUGAAAGGGGGAGGGGUCACGUCGUGGAUCUUUUCCCCCCGGAGGAACCUGCAGGGAUGGCGCCCGAAAUGAAAAGACUCUCAGUAUACAGCACCGACCUAUUCCUGUGUAACCACCGUCCUCUGGUCUGGUCCCCAAACCUCCCCCCCCCCCCCCCCCAUCCCCAUCCCCCUGCCCUUCUAAUCUCAACUCUGGCUUGCUGGAAUUCCCUCGCAGCCCCACGGGGAAGCGACGGUGAGGGUGAAAGAUGGAGCUCCGUGGUCGGUAAUCGUGGUUGUUUACACGGCCGGUGAGAGUAACUAGAGAGUAAGAUCCGCCUCUUCGUUAAAACGGCCGUAUGAAUAAUGAAGAGGCGGUCGCUUGUAAGAGCACGAGCUCCGGGGGCCUCCCCCACAGGCUGGUAGAGGAAACGCCUCAUCCAUUAUUGACUUAUUUUUGUUUGUGGGUCGGCGGCAGUGGGGCGUAGCAGUGGCCUGGAGUGGGUUGAAACAUGCAGGGAUUUUUUAUUUAAUUUCCUUUUGGGCCCCCUGAGCAUCACCGGCCCACAAGAAAAGAAAAACACACAUUUCCUUUAAAGCGUAUUUACAGAACGUGGAGACGAUCUGGAGGUUCCUCUCACUGUGGAAAUUGACCAAUUAACUUCGUCGUGCAGCCGACUCUGUGUGACCUCCAUCAGCAAAACGAGACCAUCCGCCAGAGGACCGCCUGUUUCCGUGCCCGUCAUCGUGGGUCCAAAUCCACGGCACGUCAGACCAAAACGAUGUACCAGAAAUUCCUUCAGCUCAGACUCCAGGGGUCCAGACCCAAAUCCAGGGUCCUGGAGCUCACGGCUAGCCAGCAUCGACACCUCGCUGCUGGAGGACGCGGAGAACAAGAACCAGGACGAAAGUUCCUUGUAGUAAGUUUAGGAAACUGAUGACGACCUUGCGUCGCUGGGCUCUACUGAGCACGUGCAGAGCGCGGACAGUAAACAGAACUACCGAGGAUCGACACGGCCACCCUCCAGCUCCCGUCUGCCACAGGACACUUCUAGUGGGUCAAAGGAUUGAAAUAAACCCCCUCAAGGGUAUAACAGCACGGUUGGGAAGGGGGAGAGGGGGGGGGGGGGCUUUAUUUACCGGAGCAUUCACAGGGGAACUAAAAGUGUCCCUCUAUUCCAGGGAGGGUCUCUCCUCCAGUGAAACCCGACGCCUAAUUACUGCGUCAAACACCAACUCGCAAUGUCAAGUGUGCAAAACCCCCGAGCCCCCCCCCCCUCCUCCUGUUCAAUGGACACCAAAUAAAGAUGUGACUGUGUGUGAUGGAUGACGGAUAUGACACCCAGAGAGAGGUUAUGGUUCAGUGCUUAUGAAGAAUGUACCCAUAUUACCGUCCCCACGAUAUGGCCGAUUACGUAGAGCAGUGCGUAUAUACAACAUAUUGUAUAUUUCUGGAAAAUAGCGGAGUAGCUCACAAAAUACUGUACACGCAAAGUGUGUUUUCGUAUAUAUCAUUGUUAUUAAUAAUGUGGAGAUCUUAGCUUAGAGGAGGAUACAGAUCAGUGUCCUUCGACCGUACGGAGUCGCUCCGGUCGCCCCUCGGGGGGGGGGGGGGGGGGGGGGAAGGCAGUUUUUAUUCGUCUCGUUCACAUCGUUUGGAGAUUUUCGGUGGAUUGUUGCGUCAUCGUCGCUCCCCGGCUCAGCUUCCUCCUACAAAUGUGUGACGAAACAAUCUCACGGUUCACGUGGAGCGACCUGGUCCUGGAGCUUGUAUAUCGAGAGUAACAAUAGACCCCUGAUGAAGCUUAUAUAUAUAUAUAUAUAUGACAAAUUAACAUUUUUGACCCGAUGGUGGCGCUAGAUGAAGAGUUACGGUAUCCUUCAGGUCAUAGCGUUUGUUUUGAGGGGGAUAGAACAGCCAAUGAGAGAGCUGUUGAGAUAUAUUUCACCCUCCAAAAAACCCCUCAAGGUGGCGCUACAGAGUCGGAGUCAGUAGGAGUAGUUCAUCCUCUGGGGACCAUGACCUUGACAGAUACAUUGUAAACCUUUUUAGGCCUCAGAAAAAGGUUGACGGGGAAAAGGAAAUGGGAAUCUUUCGUCACACACUUAAACCCCUGAGGUCCAGAAAAAUGGCCGACGAAAUCUUCAAAGAAGAUCGAGCAGAUUCUCAAUGUGUAACACCGAAUGACGAGCGUGUGGCGCGAGAAAAACUGCCUUUCGCAAUGCAAGUGUCACAGGGCUGAGGGAGACUGGGGAGGGGGGGGGGGGCUCUGGUACAAACUGUCCCUUUAAAAAUACCCCCGAGUCAUCACUCUCGCACCCAGGCCCCAUGAGAACAGACGGGACGCGUGUCCUCGUGCACCCCACUCUUUUUUGGGGGGGGGGGGGUUUUGGCUUCCUCCAAAUCAACUCGUUCAGGUUAGCCACGUGUCGUGCGGUUCCUGUUAAUCAGAAAGCACCGCGGCAUUGUGGGUAAGGCCCCAAGUACAGCGUUUCCUCCCUGAAGUGGAGCCUGGGUGCCCGGGGAGACCUCGGUGGGAAAAGAGUGCAUGUUUACAUUUAACGAGAGAGUUGUUUUAGACGGCUAUAUCACCAAGUGUAUAUAUUUGUUUAUGAUAUUUUAGCUGAAGUUGACUUUCAUCACCGCAUGCCUGCAGAAACAAAAGGAGGGUGAACAAAAAGAGAGCGUGUGGAUUCAAACUCGUUUCUUUUGGCUUAAAAGCGUGUUUGUGGGACAACAGAGGGAGUGGAAGGGCCCCCCCGCCCGUCUGAGGGGGUGUCACAGUCCCCCCCCCCCCCUCCCCCGUCCUCCGAAGAGAUCGAUCGGCUCGGCGGAUGAAUGGAUCGGCGCUCACGAGCUCGGCACCAGGAAGUCGAUCGCUCCAUCGCCAAGGAGGGGAGGAUCAUUUGUGGCAGCGCGUUUGACCUAGAAAGCACCAAAAUGUCAUCAUACCCCCCCCCCCCCCCCCCCACACACACACACACACACACACACACACCCGAAUUUAGACCAACAAAAUGCAGACAAUUCUGUCAAUAUUUGGCAACGUGGCGUAGUGAUUUAUGUGUCAACCUAACCUUCAGUUAGCAGCAGAGGUUGGUUACCGUCAUAGUAACGCACCCAUCUGAAUUGACCUUUAUUAUCGAGGG
Molecule: messenger RNA, 7123 nt
Organism: Cyclopterus lumpus (lumpfish)
Lineage: Eukaryota; Metazoa; Chordata; Actinopteri; Perciformes; Cyclopteridae
Gene: dgkg
Product: diacylglycerol kinase beta
Biological process (GO): lipid phosphorylation; diacylglycerol metabolic process; intracellular signal transduction
Cellular component (GO): plasma membrane
Molecular function (GO): calcium ion binding; ATP-dependent diacylglycerol kinase activity
Source: RefSeq, a predicted model, not a curated record